This is a messenger RNA of Brugia malayi, 234 nucleotides long. RefSeq lists its product as uncharacterized. NCBI's taxonomy places the organism in Eukaryota, Metazoa, Nematoda, Chromadorea, Rhabditida, Onchocercidae. Bases 1 to 234 code for a protein of 77 amino acids. The record is from RefSeq and is a predicted model, not a curated record. The transcript is spliced from 3 exons.
AUGUUGCUGCUGUCAGUGAAUCUGAAAAGGAGAUACAGAGUUAGUGAGAAAAAUAUAGCAACACAUCAGUGCCAUUCCCUGUCAACACCAAUUUCUAUCCUCUUUCUUGUCGACAUUUUUGUUGCCGAGAAUUACUGCGCUAAUACCUUUCCCGGAAUCUACAAAUUAUUUGGCUCAGCUCGUGUCAAAUCAUCAAUGUUUUACGAUCACCUACGAACGUCCUUCAAAGGAUAG